Molecule: messenger RNA, 1534 nt
Organism: Nycticebus coucang (slow loris)
Lineage: Eukaryota; Metazoa; Chordata; Mammalia; Primates; Lorisidae
Gene: FAH
Product: fumarylacetoacetate hydrolase
Exons: 14
Coding region: 158-1417 (419 amino acids)
Biological process (GO): L-tyrosine catabolic process; L-phenylalanine catabolic process; homogentisate catabolic process
Molecular function (GO): fumarylacetoacetase activity
Source: RefSeq, a predicted model, not a curated record
AGGCAGACUCCGGGAACGGGACCCGCGGCCAGGGGCUCGUGGGCGGGGCCAGGGGCCAGGGCAGCAGGUCAAGGGCCGGGGACGGGCCUGACUGCUGCGGCCCAGUCCAGCCAGGCGCACUGCUCGCCGACCUCUGCCGUGCCCGGUGCUCGCCAGCAUGUCCUUCAUCCCGGUGGCCGAGGAUUCUGACUUCCCCAUCCACAACCUACCCUAUGGCGUCUUCUCCACCGCAGACAACCCAAGACCCAGGAUCGGCGUGGCCAUAGGCGACCAGAUCCUGGACCUCAGUGUCAUUAAACACCUCUUUACCGGGCCUGUUCUCUCCAAACACCAGGAUGUCUUCUCUCAGCCUGUUCUCAACAGCUUCAUGGGCCUGGGUCAGGCCGCCUGGAAGGAGGCCAGAGGGUGCUUACAGAACUUACUGUCUGCUGGCCAGGCCAGGCUGAGAGAUGACGCAGAGCUGCGGAAGUGUGCAUUCACCUCUCAGGCCUUUGCCACAAUGCACCUGCCAGCUACCAUAGGAGACUACACAGACUUCUAUUCCUCUCGGCAGCAUGCUACCAACCUCGGGAUCAUGUUCAGGGGCAAGGAGAAUGCACUGAUGCCGAACUGGCUACACUUACCUGUGGGCUACCAUGGCCGUGCCUCCUCUGUCGUCGUGUCUGGCACCCCGAUCCGAAGGCCCAUGGGACAAAUGAAACCUGAUGACUCUAAGCUCCCUAUAUAUGGCCCCUGCAAACUCCUGGACAUAGAGUUGGAAAUGGCUUUCUUUGUAGGCCCCGGGAAUAGACUUGGGGAGCUGAUCCCCAUCUCCAAGGCCCACGAGCACAUCUUCGGGAUGGUACUGAUGAACGACUGGAGUGCUCGAGACAUUCAGAAGUGGGAGUACGUCCCUCUUGGGCCUUUCCUCGGGAAGAGUUUUGGAACCACCAUCUCCCCGUGGGUGGUGCCCAUGGACGCCCUCCUGCCCUUUGCUGUGCCCAAUCCGGAGCAGGAUCCCAAGCCCCUGCCAUACCUGCAGCAUGACCAGCCCUACACGUUUGACAUCAACCUCUCUGUUGCACUGAAAGGAGAAGGAAUGAGCCACACAGCCACCAUAUGCAGGUCCAAUUUCAAGUAUAUGUACUGGACGAUGCUGCAGCAGCUCACGCAUCAUUCUGUCAAUGGCUGCAAUCUGCAGCCGGGGGACCUCUUGGCUUCUGGAACCAUCAGUGGGCCGGAACCAGAAAGCUUUGGCUCCAUGCUGGAGCUGUCUUGGAGGGGGACGAAGCCCAUAGAGCUGGGGAAUGGACAGACGAGGAAGUUCCUGCAGGACGGGGAUGAAGUCAUCAUCACAGGACACUGUCAAGGAGAUGGUUACCGUGUCGGCUUUGGCCAGUGUGCUGGUAAAGUGCUGCCGGCGCUCUCACCAGCCUGAGAUUCUCUCUGCUCUUCUGGAAACAAAGAGCCGAAGCCGCCCCACUGCUGACCGGGGCCUCCCUCCCGCUGUCAGCCCCUCCUGCACUCAGUGGUCAAUAAAGCCCUGUUUCUUGUG